Monoraphidium neglectum is the source of this 684-nucleotide messenger RNA. RefSeq lists its product as hypothetical. The record is from RefSeq and is a predicted model, not a curated record. Lineage: Eukaryota; Viridiplantae; Chlorophyta; Chlorophyceae; Sphaeropleales; Selenastraceae. Gene Ontology annotation, molecular function: starch binding. The coding region runs from base 1 to 684 and encodes 227 amino acids. The transcript is spliced from 4 exons. Gene Ontology annotation, cellular component: membrane.
AUGAGUGGGAUCCUCACCAGGCCGCUGCAGCGGGGCCAAUGCGGUGCUGCCUCACAGCAGCUGCGCAGCACCCCUUCUCGCUCCCUGUUCCGCCCGGUCGCCGCCCUCGGCGCCCGCAGCGCCCCUGGCGCCCCCCAGCGCCGCGGCCCCGCUCCGCCCCCACGCCGCGGCGCCUCGGCCGCCGUCCGCUACCGCAACGGCGACAAAGAUGCUAUCGAUGCCAUAGAGAAGGAAGCCGAUGCGGUGGCAGAGGACAUGCUGAUCCGCGAGACGGGCAAAGAUCUCGUGCCUGUUGAAAUCAUCCUGGGCCACCACUGCGAGUGGGGGCAGCGCUUUGCGAUCGUCGGCGACUGCGAGGCGCUGGGCUCCUGGGACGUCGCGCGGGCUGCGCCGCUGCAGUGGCACGACGGCGGCUCCGACGGCGACCUGUGGAGCGCGGUCGUGCCGCUGCCCCCCAACCACCCCGUGGCCUUCAAGCCCGUCGUCGUGUCGGACGCAGACGGCUCCUGCAUAGCCUGGGCUGACGACGUCACCGGGGGUGCGGGCCGCAACAUGACUGUCACCGUGACUGAGGGCGCGGAGGGCGAGGCUGGGGCCCACGUGGAGCUGCUGCCAGAGACUUCAGGCGAGGCUUUGUCGGUGACAUUUGGGGUGAAAGCUCUGGAGACUGUACCUGCGUUUUGA